CCCAGCGCCGGGCCCUCCCCCUUUCUCCUCCUCCUUCCUUCCUUCCUUCCCUCCCUCCUUUCCUCCCUCUCUCCCUCCCUCUCCGCUCCUGCACCAGGAAACAGUCCGGAUCCCGGCAGCGGCCUGACCCCGGCUCCACGCUGGCCAGGAGGAUGAAAGGCCACAGCUGGAGGCUCCUUGCCACCGGCGUUGGGCCCUAAGAACUGCCAUCCAGGCGGGCCGCCCGGAUGGCGACCCCCGCCUCAGCCCCAGAUACACGGGCUCUGGUGGCAGACUUUGUAGGAUAUAAACUGAGGCAGAAGGGUUAUGUUUGUGGAGCAGGCCCCGGGGAGGGCCCAGCAGCUGAUCCACUGCACCAAGCUAUGCGUGCGGCUGGAGAUGAGUUCGAGACCCGCUUCCGGCGCACCUUCUCCGACCUGGCGGCCCAGCUGCAUGUGACCCCAGGUUCUGCCCAGCAACGCUUCACCCAGGUCUCCGACGAACUCUUCCAAGGGGGCCCCAACUGGGGUCGCCUUGUGGCCUUCUUUGUCUUCGGAGCGGCGCUGUGUGCUGAGAGUGUCAACAAGGAGAUGGAGCCGCUCGUGGGGCAGGUGCAGGAGUGGAUGGUAGCAUACCUGGAGACGAGGCUGGCCGACUGGAUCCACAGCAGUGGGGGCUGGGCGGCGUUCACAGCUCUGUACGGGGACGGGGCCCUGGAGGAGGCUCGGCGGCUGCGGGAGGGGAACUGGGCCUCAGUGAGGACAGUGCUGACGGGGGCUGUGGCACUGGGGGCCCUGGUAACUGUAGGGGCCUUUUUUGCUAAGGAACAUUCCAGCUCUGAACCCCUUGGGCGUGAGGGUGAUGUGGACUCAUGGCUGGACUGUUGCUGGGCCGUAGGCUUUGGUGCUGCUUUUACUGAGGACCAGUCCCAUCCCAACUACUGGUACUUUUCUAGCCAGAAAAUCCGUUUCCGGAGCCGCAGAAUUCCCAGCCUCGGCCUACCAACCAACACCAAGGUCACCUGUCACGAGGCGGGCGUCCCUUCGACCCUCCCGGACCAAUCGGCGUCUGAGAUCGAGCCACGGCGGCGAGGCGCUCGGAAGCUCGCGGCGAUGGCGGCGGCGACGGCGGCGGCAGCGGCAGCGGGGGCUGCGGGCGGUCGGGGCUCCGGGCCGGGGCGGCGGCGCCAUCUUGUGCCCGGGGCCGGCGGGGAGGCCGGGGAGGGGGCCCCGGGGGGCGCAGGGGACUACGGGAACGGCCUGGAGGCGGAGGAGCUGGAGCCGGGGGAGCUGCUGCUGGAGCCCGAGCCGGAGCCCGAGCCCGAAGAGGAGCCGCCCCGGCCCCGCGCCCCCCCAGGAGCUCCGGGCCCCGGGCCUGGCUCGGGAGCGGCCGGCGGCCAGGAGGAGGAGGAGGAGCCGGGCCUGGUCGAGGGGGACCCGGGGGACGGCGCCAUCGAGGACCCGGAGCUGGAAGCGAUCAAAGCCCGCGUCCGGGAGAUGGAGGAGGAAGCGGAGAAGCUCAAGGAGCUCCAGAACGAGGUGGAGAAGCAGAUGAACAUGAGCCCGCCUCCGGGCAAUGCUGGCCCAGUGAUCAUGUCCAUUGAGGAGAAGAUGGAAGCUGAUGCACGGUCCAUCUAUGUUGGCAAUGUGGACUACGGUGCAACAGCAGAAGAGCUGGAAGCACACUUUCAUGGCUGUGGUUCUGUCAACCGUGUCACCAUACUUUGUGACAAAUUUAGUGGCCACCCCAAAGGGUUUGCUUAUAUAGAGUUCUCAGACAAAGAGUCAGUGAGGACUUCUCUGGCCUUAGAUGAGUCCUUGUUUAGAGGAAGACAAAUAAAGGUGAUCCCAAAACGAACCAACAGACCAGGGAUCAGCACAACAGACCGGGGUUUCCCACGAGCCCGAUACCGAGCCCGGACCACCAACUACAGCAAUUCCCGUUCUCGGCUCUACAGUCCUUUUAACACCAGGCCCCGGGGUCGCAUCUACAGGGGCCGGGCUAGAGCGACAUCAUGGUAUUCCCCUUACUAAAAAAAGUGUGUAUUAGGAGGAGAGAGAGGAAAAAAGAGGAAAGAAGGAAAAAAAAAAAAGAAUUAAAAAAAAAAAAGAAACACAGAAGAUGACCUUGAUGGAAAAAAAUAUUUUUAAAAAAAAAGAUAUACUGUGGAAGGGGGGAGAAUCCCAUAACUAACUGCUGAGGGACCUGCUUUGGGGGAGUAGGGGAAGGCCCAGGGGGUGGGGCAGAGGGCUGCUCAUUCGCUCUGGGGACUCGCCGUGGACACGUCUCAAUUGCACAAGCUGCUCCCCAUGUUUCACUGUCCCGCUUCACCCCCUUGGGGGCUGCUGAAGGGUAGGUGGGCAUGGGUGGUAGGGCUUUUUUUUUACCCAGGGCUCUGGAAGGACACCAAACUGUUCUGCUUGUCACCUUCCCUCCAUCUUCUCCCUCGCUCUCCGUCCAGCCUGCUCGCUCCUGUCUUGCCAGGUCUCCCACCUGCCCCAACCUCCUCUUGGGCUCCCUGCCCUUCCAGAUUGCCUGGUGAUCUGUUUUGUUUCCUUUUGUGUUUCUUUUUCUGUUUUGAGUGUCUUUCUUUGCAGGUUUCUGUAGCCGGACGAUCUCCAUUCCGCUCCCAGCGGCUCCAGUGUAAAUUCCCCGCCCCCUGGGGAAAUGCACUAACUUGUUUUGGGGAUUUUGGGAAGUUUUUUUGUUUGUUUUUCAGGUUUUUUUUGUUUUGUUUUGUUUUUUUUUGUUUUUUUCUUUGCUUAUUUUUUCCCUUUUAUUUGGAGGGAAUGGGAGGAAGUGGAAACAGGGAGGUGGGAGGUGGAUUUUGUUUAUUUUUUUUAGCUCAUUUCCAGGGGUGGGAGUUUUUUUUAAUAUGUGUCAUGAAUAAAGUUGUUUUUGAAAAUAAAAA
Molecule: messenger RNA, 2890 nt
Organism: Suncus etruscus (white-toothed pygmy shrew)
Lineage: Eukaryota; Metazoa; Chordata; Mammalia; Eulipotyphla; Soricidae
Gene: PABPN1
Product: poly(A) binding protein nuclear 1
Exons: 14
Coding region: 228-2012 (594 amino acids)
Biological process (GO): intrinsic apoptotic signaling pathway in response to DNA damage; negative regulation of intrinsic apoptotic signaling pathway; extrinsic apoptotic signaling pathway in absence of ligand
Cellular component (GO): mitochondrial outer membrane
Molecular function (GO): protein homodimerization activity; RNA binding; protein heterodimerization activity
Source: RefSeq, a predicted model, not a curated record